Messenger RNA from Impatiens glandulifera, 2538 nucleotides. RefSeq names its product G-type lectin S-receptor-like serine/threonine-protein kinase At2g19130. The record is from RefSeq and is a predicted model, not a curated record. The transcript has 2 exons. Gene Ontology annotation, molecular function: ATP binding; protein serine/threonine kinase activity. Gene Ontology annotation, biological process: recognition of pollen; protein phosphorylation. The coding region runs from base 1 to 2538 and encodes 845 amino acids. Lineage: Eukaryota; Viridiplantae; Streptophyta; Magnoliopsida; Ericales; Balsaminaceae.
AUGAUUAGAAAGAACCACAUGAACUUCUCUGAUCUCUUUAUUGUUUUCUUGAUCCUCUGCCUAUCCUUGAGCCAUCAAUGUUGUCUUUCCUAUGGAGCUCCUCCUCCUAACACUAUCUCUGCAAAUCAAACGCUUUCAGGAGACCAAACCAUUGUGUCAGCAGGUGGGAUCUUCGCACUUGGCUUCUUCAAACCAAGCGAGGAAUCCAACAAAAACUACAUAGGAAUAUGGUACAACAGUCUCCCUGGCAAUCAAACUGUGGUUUGGGUAGCAAAUAGAGAUAAACCCAUCUACGAUAGGUAUUCCUCCCAACUCUUAUUCUUAGACGGUAAUUUGGUGCUGCUUCUCAACGAAUCUCAUCAAACGCCUAUUUGGUCCACCAACGUCUCAUCUUCAUCAUCGUCUCCAGUUCGGGCGAUCCUUGGUGAUGAUGGUAAUUUCGUGCUAAAGGACAUGUCAAAUUCGACAGUUUGGCAGAGCUUUCAUUACCCUGUCCACACAUGUUUGCCUGGCGCAAAGCUUUCCUUUAACAAACGCACUAAAACUCACAGGACCCUCACUUCAUGGAAAAACUCGGAAGACCCUUCCGUUGGGUUAUUUUCAUUUCAACUGGAUCAAUAUAAUAAUCAAUACCUUAUGCAGCGGAAUGGAUCCGAGCAGUACUGGACUAGCGGCCCCUGGAAUGGGAAGAUCUUCAGCUUGUUGCCCGAGAUGAAGCGCGGCUUCCUCUUCAACUUCAGCUAUGUUAACAAUGAGAACGAGAGUUACUUUAUAUUUAGGAUGUACAAUCCUAAAACUCUUUCUCGAGCAUAUAUAGAUGUAACCGGGCAACUCAGGGUCGUCAGUUGGGUGGAUGGUGUUGGAUGGAAUUUAUUCUGGAACCAGCCAAUUACACGGUGUGAGGUUUAUGAUUUAUGUGGAAGAAAUGGAGCCUGCAAUCAGAUAACUCAGCAAUUUUGCAGUUGCUUGGAGGGGUUCCAUCCCAAGUCACAGCAUGAUUGGGAUCUCAAUGAUUUUUCAGGUGGCUGUGUUAGAAAUAUCGAUUUGCAAUGCGAAAAUAUUGAUAAUAAACGUCCAGACGGGUUCAAGCUGUUCACCAACAUGAGAUUGCCCAGAAAUCCAAAGUCUCUGCCCAACCAAAGGGAUGUUAAGACAUGUGCAUCUUCCUGCCUCAAUGACUGCUCCUGCUCUGCUUAUUCUUACGACAACAAAGUAUGUUCGGUUUGGAAUGCAGAGUUGUUCAAUCUACAACAGCUCGAUCAAAACGACAGUAAUGGCAAGAGUAUUUAUAUCAGACUUGCUGUCGAAGAAUUUGAAGAGUUUGCUAGUAGCAAGAGAAGCGCCAAAAUGACUAUCGGUGUCGUUAUAGCUUCGGUUGGUUUUGUAAUUGUCUUGGGCAUCGUUAUCCUCCUUAUAUUGAGGAGGAAAAAGACGUCAAAUGUGGAAGGUUUUUUGGUUGCUUUCAUGUACCGGGACUUGCGACGGGCCACCAAAAACUUCUCGGAGAAACUAGGAGGUGGGGGGUUUGGUUCUGUUUUCAAAGGGAGGUUGCCUGAUUCAACGUUGAUCGCGGUUAAGAGGCUCGAUAGUAUCAGCCAAGGAGAGAAGCAAUUCCGGACGGAAGUGAGCACGAUUGGGAACGUUCAACAUGUUAACCUUGUCCGUCUUCACGGGUUCUGCUCCCAAGGAAUCAAGAAGUUGCUCGUUUACGAGUACAUGCAAAACGGCUCCCUGGAUUCCAUUCUUUUCCGUCAAAACGAUUCAAAAUCUAUUUUGGACUGGAAAACCAGGUACCAAAUUGCCAUUGGAAUAGCUCGGGGCUUGGCUUACCUACACGAGAAGUGUCGCGACUGCAUCGUCCACUGCGAUAUAAAACCCGAAAACAUCCUUCUAGAUGCCGGGUUCUGUCCCAAGGUGGCAGAUUUCGGCCUGGCGAAGCUCAUGGGUCGAGAUUUCAGCCGGGUGCUGACGAGUAUGAGAGGUACAAUAGGGUAUCUUGCUCCGGAGUGGAUAUCGGGAGUAGCUAUAACGGCAAAAGCGGAUGUUUAUAGCUACGGGAUGCUGCUAUUCGAGUUGAUAUCAGGACGAAGGAACUCUGGAGAUGGGAGAAUGAAGUACUUCCCCAUUUGGGCUGCCAAUUUGGCCGUGGAAGGGGGAGAUAUUAUGAGUCUAUUGGAUGCUAGACUGGAUAGGGAAAGUGCCGAACCUGAGGAGGUGAUGAGAGUUUGUAGGGUGGCUUGCUGGUGCAUACAAGACUGGGAAGAGCAUAGGCCUACAAUGGGUCAAGUGGUUCAGGUCCUUGAAGGGGUUAUAGACGUGGAACAACCUCCGGUUCCACGGGUUCUCCAAAACAUGGUGGAAGACGAUGAAAGCUUAGUUUUCAUCGAAGAAAUAUCUUCUUCGUCACAGACUCAAAGCAUUUCUUCAUCCGCGAGCUCUUCCAAUUCAAACUCAAACUCAAACUCGAGCUCGAGCUCGAGCUCAAACUCGAACUCGAGCUUGAACUCGAACCAGAACCAAAUUUAUUUGCAAAAUUAA